CGCACGGUAGCUCAUCCAGUUUGUUGAGUAGUUGCACUACUGUACUACCUUAUUCUUCUUUGGGAAAAAUCUCGUCAUUUUCGACGUGUGGCCGUGAGCCACCGACAAAAAUUCUUGACUUUCUUUACAUUGGGGGUGUGCGUGAUGCCACGAAUGCGGAAUUUUUGCGUCGAGAGAAUAUUGUAACUAUUCUUAAUGUAUCGCGUGAGGAAUAUUGGUCUGUUGAUCGCAGCAUUGUUAUUCAUCCAUUUGCAGUGGAUGACACCACCGAGGCAAACAUUCAGCAGUUUUUUCGCCCAACCCACGUAAUCCUUGAGCAAGUCCGUAAAGCGUACUAUGAUGCCAAGCAACGUGGCGCGAGUGUUUGUCCCCGCGCUCUGGUGCACUGCCAACGCGGGAAGAGCCGCUCCGUCACCAUUGUGCUCGCCUAUCUGAUCUACCGCAACGGCUGGACAGUAGCAGAGGCGCUGCAAUACGUCACACGCCGGCGGCCUCGCGUGGAACCAAAUUUGGGUUUUAUUGACGCGCUUCGGGCGUAUCAGGAGUCGAUGGACGUGGAGGAGCGAACGCGACGCUGCAGUUCACUCGGUCUUGCCGUGCGUAACCUUCCACGAGAUACGGCGUCGUCGUUUGUUCACAAGUUCUUUGAGGAUCAUGUUGGUUGUGUGCAGGAGGUGAUGAUGCACUCCUCCCGACCGAACCAAAGCCGUAACAUCGCCGCUCCCAAUACCAACGGCGUUGACCAGGGCAAGCGCGGCAACGACGACAAUGACCCUCCCGCCUCCUUCGGGCUUUCAGGCAGGAGGGACGGCAACAGUAGCAGCGGCAUCGCUGUCAAAACUUGCAGCAACGAUGCCGAUGGCAAUACGUUGUGCCUCGUUUUCUUCUCUGCGGCGGAGUGUGUGCGGCUGGCCAAACUGUUAUACAUGCGACGGCCUGAGCUCUUCAAUGUGCUCGGUGUCGUGGAUGGUAAAGAGUUGCGGCUCACGAUCCCCAGCAAACUGAUAAGACUGUCGAGAACAGCACACGCCCAUUGCGAUGAUGGUGACAACACCCGAAGCAAGAAGUCUUCUCAGGGGGAGGAGGACACGCCGAAGGGAGACGCGGAAAAAAACGACGCAGGGACAUAA
Molecule: messenger RNA, 1130 nt
Organism: Trypanosoma cruzi
Lineage: Eukaryota; Euglenozoa; Kinetoplastea; Trypanosomatida; Trypanosomatidae
Product: dual-specificity protein phosphatase, putative
Exons: 1
Biological process (GO): protein dephosphorylation; negative regulation of MAPK cascade
Cellular component (GO): cytoplasm
Molecular function (GO): protein tyrosine/threonine phosphatase activity; MAP kinase tyrosine/serine/threonine phosphatase activity
Source: RefSeq, a predicted model, not a curated record